This is a messenger RNA of Saccostrea echinata, 675 nucleotides long. Its product is annotated as NADH dehydrogenase [ubiquinone] 1 alpha subcomplex subunit 8-like. NCBI's taxonomy places the organism in Eukaryota, Metazoa, Mollusca, Bivalvia, Ostreida, Ostreidae. The transcript is spliced from 3 exons. The record is from RefSeq and is a predicted model, not a curated record. The coding region runs from base 51 to 596 and encodes 181 amino acids. Gene Ontology annotation, biological process: mitochondrial electron transport, NADH to ubiquinone.
GGAACUCAAAAUAUAUUUUGUGCCCUUGGUUGGCGAACUGGGGCUCAAAAAUGACAACAGAAUUUUACGAAACUUUGCCAACCUACGAGGAAUUAACCGUUCCUGAAUUGCAUUUAACAUGGCCCGAAUUAAAAGCAGGGUCCUUAUAUUUUGGAAGAUUUUGUGAUAACCAGUGCAAAGAAUUCAUGUUAUGUAAGCAAGAAAACCAAAAGAACCCAACUGUAUGCUUGAAAGAGGGCAGAGAAGUUACCAAAUGUGGCUUCCAGUUUUUUGGUAAAGUAAAGAAGCAUUGCAUGAAUGAAUUUGAGGCCUACUAUACGUGUAUAGACAGAGACUAUAAAGGACAACUGGAUUUUUCAAUGUGUAGAAAACCUCAACUGGUAUUUGAUGACUGCAUGAAAGAAAAGCUGAAUAUUGAUAGACCUUACAUCGGAUAUUUUGCCCGAAUACGUCUGGUGGACUCGGACAGGCCGCGUCCUGUCCUGAAAACACGGGAAUACAAGAAACUCCAGGAACCACCUACAGUUGAAGAACUAGAUAGGAUGAAACUGAAAACUGACCAAUAUCCUCUACACGUAUUCAAAUUGUUUGAGUAGAUAUGUUGACUGGCUUAAAAACGAACACUUCAGUUUUAUAAAAAUGUGAAACAUUAUGUUAAUUAAAGUAUGAGAGUUG